This is a messenger RNA of Meriones unguiculatus (Mongolian gerbil), 1657 nucleotides long. Its product is annotated as growth-regulated alpha protein. Gene Ontology annotation, molecular function: chemokine activity; CXCR chemokine receptor binding. Gene Ontology annotation, cellular component: extracellular region. The transcript has 4 exons. The coding region runs from base 766 to 1068 and encodes 100 amino acids. The record is from RefSeq and is a predicted model, not a curated record. Lineage: Eukaryota; Metazoa; Chordata; Mammalia; Rodentia; Muridae. Gene Ontology annotation, biological process: cellular response to lipopolysaccharide; neutrophil chemotaxis; antimicrobial humoral immune response mediated by antimicrobial peptide.
ACUUUCCUUAUUUAAGACAAAACUUAAUCUGCCAUCAGCAGGGUAGUGAUAUUUCAGCAAACACUAGAAUUUGGGAAGUUCCCGAGCUCAAAAGACAAAGAAGAGAUUGCUACAGUGUUCUAAAAUAAACACUGACCUAACCUUGGCAAGGAUCUUUCUCCUCACCCCCUCCCAUGCCUCUCUGACAAAAACCACCACUGGCCAAAUGGGAUUUACUUAAUACUACAAAAACAGCAGGAAAAGGCAAGCGUCCUCACAAGGGAUAAGAGACAACGGAGGUAUUUUUAAAGAAUGCAUUCAUCUGAGACAUGAACAGAAUAUGCAGAACUCAAAAGACAAGAGAAGCUGCCAUUUCCCCUAACCUUCCAAACCACUGUCAAUCCAAGCAAAGUCCUAAGUGGAGCAGAGCCCAUGUGCACAUAACGGGUAUGACAAGCCUUGCGUUGUGCACUGAGGUCCCUGGAGGCUCACAAUUCCCCCUGACCUGUCACUUCUCUCGCAAAGCACGUCACUCCCUCCCCUUUGGGACUUGGGGACAUAAAGCAAAAAUCCCAGAGUCUAAUCCUUGGGAGUGGUGCAAGGAGGAGGAGCUAUGGCCUUUCCGGUUAUGGGGAAACACCCUGAGCUCUGGGAAUUUCCCUGGCCCGGAGCUCUGGCUUUUUAGCAUAAAAGGGGCUGGACAGAGCCCUAGAGCUCCAGAAGGCUCCUCAGAUCUUUCAACCAGCUCCAGCACUCCAGACUCCAGCCACACUCCAACACAGCACCAUGGCCUCAGCCUCCCGCUCGCUUCUUCGUGCAGGGCUGCUGCUGCUGUUGCUGCUCGCCACCAGCCACCAGGCUACAGGGGCUCCAGUCGCCAACGAGCUGCGCUGUCAGUGCCUGCAGACCAUCGCAGGGAUUCACCCCAAGAGCAUCCAGAGCUUGAAGGUGACGCCUCCAGGACCCCACUGCACCCAGACCGAAGUCAUAGCCACUCUCAAGAAUGGUCGCGAAGCUUGCCUAAACCCUGAAGCCCCCAUGGUUCAGAAGCUUGUCCAAAAGAUACUAAAGAAGGGCAUCUCCAAGUGACCGAAAAAGAAGGAAGACUGUUCUGAUGGCGCCUGUCAGGAGAACGCCGGCUUCUGACAACACUAGCUUAACACAUUUUACAGUUUCUUGUGAGAGUUCUAUUUAUUUAUGUAUUUAUUUAUUUCACAAAGCAUGUGCUUUUUUAUUUUGCAUUAAUAUUUAAGGAUGUGGAUGUGUUUCAUCAGCGGUAGUUCAGUUCUGAUUGUUCAGUUUAAACACAGGUUUAGAGUGUCUGAUUAAACUAAUAUUUAUGGGGAGAGCCGUGAGAUGUCGACCACUGUGAUAGCAGGGCGUGAGGUGGGGAGAUGAGAGAGUGUGAUCAGGUUUUGUGUUAGAGCGAGGAAGUGUGUGGGAGUCCAUGUUUUCUUGUUUUGAAAAGAAUGUCAGUUAUUUAUUGAAAGUCAUCUUUCAAGUUAUAUGAUCAACAUUGACAUGUUGAAGUGUCCCUUGGACAUUUUUAUGUCUAGUUUGUAGGGCAUAAUGCCCUUUUAUAGUCUUUAACCAAUGUUUCUUCUUGUCUUGAGACUGAGAAGUUCGAAGGACUGUUACAAAUGGAAUUAAAAAAAAUAAAAGUUUUAUCAAAAAAUAA